AUGGAGGAGUCGCACAGACAAACGGAGCGCUGCUCCGGCCGCAACACUAACUGUGUGGAGCGGCCGCUGAGGCGGCUCUUCGAAGGGCUGGGGAGCAGCGUGGCCGCCUGCCCCUGGCCCUUCGUGCUGCUGCCGCUGCUGCUGUCGGGAGCGCUGGGCGCCGGAUUCAUCUUCCUGCCGCAACGGCAGGCGAACGACAUCGAGCAACAGUUCACACCGACGGAGGGUCCCGCCAAGGCCGACCGCGACUUCGUGCAGCAGUACUUCCCCACCAACGACUCGCAGCGCUUCUCUGCAACACGGCUGCCCACCGAGGGCGCCUACGCCGCCCUCAUCGCCGUGGCGCCGGACGGACACUCCGUCCUGGAGCCGGCGGCGUGGGACGAGGUGCUGAAGCUGAACGCGGCGGUGGCAGACAGCGACUACGAGCGCCUCUGCUCCCGCAAUGCCGCCUAUAGCGCCUGCAGCAGCCCCAACCCGCUGCUACCGCGCACCGCCAACGCGACGGCGCCCGCCCCGCAGAACCUCACCUACCCCGGCAGCGGGGCCUCCUUCCUGGGCACCGCGCUGGGCGGUGUGAGGACGGACGCCGGCGGGCGGGUGGUGUCGGCGCGGGCCCUGAAGCUCAUGUAUUACCUGCAAGAGGACGGCCCCGAGGCGGCGGAGAGCCAGCGGUGGCUGGAGAGGUUCCUGCAGGACUUCCCAUCAAAGCUGGCGGGAAUGAAUUUCACCGCCAUUCAGGUGACUUACUUUACCUCGCUGUCCAGGCAGCAGGAGUUUGAGGGAAAUACCAAGAGCGUGAUCCCACUCUUCUCCAUAACGUACUUCUUGACAAUAACCUUUUCCAUCGUCUCUUGCCUAAGGUCGAGCUGUAUAAGAAAUAACGUCUGGCUUGCAUGCUGUGGAGUGCUUUCUGCUGGUUUAGCUGUAUUGAGCAGCUUUGGACUGUUGCUCUUCUGCGGGGUGCCCUUUGUGGUCACUGUAGCAACUGCACCUUUUCUCAUUCUGGGAGUUGGCGUUGAUGACAUGUUCAUCAUGAUUGCUGCCUGGGAACAAAGCUCAAGAAGAAAAGAGAAAUCCAAUGUUAAGUCCCUGCUGGCUGAGACUUACUCAGAAGCAGCACUUUCUGUCACCAUCACCACUCUCACAGAUGUUUUGGCCUUCUUCAUUGGCACCUGGACUGCUUUUCCAUCCGUGAGGUCAUUUUGCCUCUACACAGGCACCGCUUUUGUCUUCUGCUAUAUCUAUACCAUGACCUUCUUUGGGGCAAUUCUUGUAUUAAAUCAUAAAAGGGAGCAAGGAAACCGGCACUGGCUGACUUGUAUGCCCGUGGGAGGAGGUGAAGGUCAGGCCGAGUCCUGCUUGUACAACGCUUGCUGCAUAGGCAACUGUUCUGGGCACUCGUCUCAGCCAGAAAGCGAGCACCCAAUGAGCAUAUUCUUUAAGAAGCACUAUGGCCCUUUCUUCACCAACAAAUGGAUCAAGGCCCUUGUGGUGCUGCUCUACAUAGCAUAUCUGGCUGGCAGCAUUUAUGGGUGCCUACAGAUCAGGGAAGGCAUCGAUCUUCGGAAUCUGGCCAGCGACGACUCGUACGUUGGUCCAUUCUAUGAUGAUAAUGAGGAAUACUUCUCAGAAUAUGGCCCCAGGGUCAUGGUUGUCAUUACUGAAAGUGUAGAUUACUGGAAUGAGACCGUUCGCCUUGCCAUUGAGAACUGCACACAGGAUUUAGAGGGCAUUUCAUACGUAGACAAGAACCUCUCAGAGUCAUGGCUGAGAAUAUACACAGUCCUAGGAGAAGCUAUUCUGGUAAAUCUAAACAAUAAGACUCUUUUCCUUGAUAACUUAGAUAAAAUUGGGAAAGUAGUGGAACAGCUUGAGUGGGACCUUAACAGGACUCAGGAUGAAAUCAAAGCUUCACGUUUCUUCAUCCAGACAGUGAACGUGACCUCAGCUGUUGAUGAGAAGAACCUCCUCCAUGAGUUAAGAGAGACAGCCAGGCAGUGCAGUGUGCCAUUACUGGUGUACCACCCAGCGUUCAUCUACUACGAUCAGUACCUGGUCAUAGUGCAGAACACCAUUCAGAACAUUGUGGUUGCUGCCGGGGCAAUGCUCAUUGUCUCCCUUUUGCUCAUUCCCAGCCCCUUGUGUUGCCUGUGGGUGACUUUUGCUAUAGCUUCUGUCAUAGUCGGUGUGGCUGGCUUCAUGACAUUUUGGAGCGUCAAUCUAGACUCCAUAUCCAUGAUCAACCUGGUCAUUUGUAUAGGGUUUUCAGUAGAUUUCUCUGCUCACAUUUCCUAUGCCUUUGUGAGCAGUGGAGAGUCCUCAGCCAACAGAAGGGCAAUUGAAGCUCUGUCCCUGCUGGGUUACCCAGUAUUACAAGGUGCAGUUUCUACAAUCCUGGGAGUUGUUGUCCUGGCUGCAGCCAAAACUUACAUCUUUAGGACAUUUUUCAAGAUCAUGUUCCUUGUUAUUUUGUUUGGGGCUCUUCAUGGUCUUGUUUUUAUUCCAGUGUUUUUAACCUUUUUUGGAAACUUUGGCAGAUCACCCCUUCUAACCCAAUCUAAAAAGUUUGAGCUUAGUUAUAGAAAUGAUUAAGAGUGUCUCCAUGCCUAACUGCUACAUAAUAUAUGUAUUUAUUGUAUGUAGAUUUAAAUGCAGUGGCUUUCAGGUAAUAUAAAACAAAGUGAAGGACAGAAAAAGAAAUACAACAGAGAAGCAAAGGCUUCAGAAAAGCCAGGCAAGAAAAAUAACAGGAGAAGAAAUGAAAACACAGAGAAUGGAUUUGCAUGCCUUAUCUGUGUGUUCUUGACUCUACUGCUGCUUAAUCCUUUUUUUCGUGACUUGUUUACUGAAUGCAUUAAAGUUAUUUUGAACACUGACCAUGGCAUCAGCUUAAUGGCCCACGUUACAGGUUUGUCAGGCAGUCUACACUGGAGGGAAGAA
Messenger RNA from Indicator indicator, 2943 nucleotides. RefSeq names its product patched domain-containing protein 3-like. The coding region runs from base 1 to 2595 and encodes 864 amino acids. Gene Ontology annotation, cellular component: membrane. The record is from RefSeq and is a predicted model, not a curated record. NCBI's taxonomy places the organism in Eukaryota, Metazoa, Chordata, Aves, Piciformes, Indicatoridae. The transcript is spliced from 4 exons.